AACAGAGAUGGCCCUCCUGUGUUGACCACGUACCCUUGGCGUGUGUGCAGGUGUGAUGGUGACGUCAGCUGCACAGUCUUUCGAAUUGAGCCUCUUCAUGAGCGCUGGGAUUUAGAGGAGGCGUGUGCCCAAUUGCUCAAUGACCAAUGGCAGCGCAGCAUGGGGGCGCGAAUUCACUCACUCCAUCAGUCCAGCCACGACUAUCCCGUGUGUCUCCUGCUACUGCAGGGCGAGAGGCAGACUCAACAUGAAAAGGUCAUCGGUCAUGCCCGCCUGUCUCGCGUUCUGGGCAGCCGAAGUCUGUUGGUGGAGUCGGUAGUGGUUUGCAAAUCAUUGCGAGGGAAGGGUUAUGGCCGAAUCCUUAUGGAAGGUGUUGAACGCUAUGCCAAAGGACGGGGCUGUACCCGAUUGUGCCUAACUACUCACGAUAAGCAACACUUCUACGCCCAUCUGGGGUUUGUGCUUUCCAAACCUGUCCAAAGCGUGGGGACUCUGGCCUCCUUCAUGCCCAUGGAGAUUUUACACAGAUUCUGUAGGACUGCCGAGAAUGAGGAGGAAGAGAGGAAGUUUAAGGUUACCAAUCAUGCUAAAUCAACACCUUCUGUUUUACCUCCGGCUCCUCCUCCUCCUCCACCACCACCUCAAAUUUAUUCUUCUCCUCCUCCACCACAACCUCCCAUUUCUUGUCCUCCUCCACCUCCACCCCCACCCCCUCCAUUGUUCUGUGCUCCAGUUAGUCCGACUCUGGAGCAAACACCAUACACAGACAACAGUGGACUGCCUAUCUUCUGGAUGCACAAGGACAUCUGAGACUCGGGUGGCGCUUCUUCAGUCUGUAACUGAUUCAGGGAUGCACUGUAUUGACUUGAAGUACUGUAACUAUCUGAAUGUGCCUUAAAUAGAUUUUACUUAAAUAUUUUAUAGCAUCUCUAAACGAAAUGUCACUGCUUUUAAAGAGUGUAUUUAAAAUAAAAUUGUACUGCAACUUCAA
Molecule: messenger RNA, 991 nt
Organism: Danio rerio (zebrafish)
Lineage: Eukaryota; Metazoa; Chordata; Actinopteri; Cypriniformes; Danionidae
Source: RefSeq, a predicted model, not a curated record